UUGAUAACUAGGAAUAUGAUCGAAUUACAUUCAUUUUCGCUUUCCGGUAGUUGCUUUGAUUCUCUCACAACAACUGGUCUCAUGACUCUCACCAGGCUUGAAUAUCUCACUGAAUUAUCUUUGAUAACUAGGAAUAUGAUCGAAUUACAUUCAUUUUCGCUUUCCGGUAGUUGCUUUGAUUCUCUCACAACAACUGGUCUCAUGACUCUCACCAGGCUUGAAUAUCUCACUGAAUUAUCACUUAAUUAUAACCCACUGUUAACGAAUGAAACACUGGAAGCAUUAAUUAGUGGCGUAAUCGGAUUACGAAGUUUGAGUAUAGCAUAUGCUGGUUCCGAUACAAGUUUAACUGAGGAUGCUUUAAUUCUUAUAUCACUGUUGGUAAAUUUAGAACGACUUGAUGUCAGUUCUUUGGCGGGUGUUACGAACAAAGUAUUAUCAAAAAUAGCUAUAAGCUGUGUAAAGCUGCGUUCUUUGCGAUGUCGUAGCUGUACGUAUUUGGGGAAUGAUGGUGUUUGCUCACUCUCGCAACUAAAAUUAUUAGAAUAUCUUGAUUUAAGCGGAUGUUUGCUGGUAACCGAAGAAGCCAUCCAAGUGUUGGUAAAUUCUUUUCCGAUUGCGAAGGAUCCAAAUUACAAAGAUGAUCUGCGGGCAACAACUAUCGUUAUCGGUGGGACGAUUUGCAAUUCAUCUUUGCUAAAAAUGCGAGAUAGUCGGGUUGUGCUUGAUUUGAGUGAUUAUAGCAGUCUUUCAAGUACCGCUACCGCUCGAAGCAUGCUGUCCAGUGCUUCUCGUUUGCUUGAUAUAAAUGUCAGCUCCGACGGUGAUACAUCUGGCGAUGAAUUUGAAUCUCUGAACACGCAUAGAUCGUUUAUAAUUGAUGCACUUCAUGGAGAAGAAGACGAUUCACCAUUGGAAAAUCAAAAAUCUAUAAUAAAGUGGGCUGAAGAAGAAGCGCAAAAUCUAGGACUUCUGACGAAAUAG
Messenger RNA from Dracunculus medinensis (Guinea worm), 984 nucleotides. NCBI's taxonomy places the organism in Eukaryota, Metazoa, Nematoda, Chromadorea, Rhabditida, Dracunculidae. The record is from the annotation of a GenBank genome assembly.